Messenger RNA from Cetraspora pellucida, 297 nucleotides. The record is from the annotation of a GenBank genome assembly. Lineage: Eukaryota; Fungi; Glomeromycota; Glomeromycetes; Diversisporales; Gigasporaceae.
GAUUUAAAUAUUAAAAAGUUUUUUGAACAAGUUUUAGUUGAAUUAAUUAUAAUUAAUAACUUGAAUACUGAUGGUGAUGUUAUAUCAAAACAAUAUCAAAUGGAAGAAAUAACACUUCUGAAUUUAGAAAAAAUUAAAAAUAAUUUAAAAUUAAAUAAUAAUAAAUGUAUUGAAAAUUAUUUAAAAAAUAAUAUAAAUUUAUUAAUUAAAGAUAAUAUACAUGACUUUGAUAAUGAUAUUAAAAAAGAAAUAGAUAAUAUAAAACAAAUUUUAAAAAAUUUUGAUAAUAAUAAUUGA